Molecule: messenger RNA, 450 nt
Organism: Suillus subaureus
Lineage: Eukaryota; Fungi; Basidiomycota; Agaricomycetes; Boletales; Suillaceae
Exons: 1
Coding region: 1-450 (149 amino acids)
Source: RefSeq, a predicted model, not a curated record
AUGUUGGCAGACUAUGGGUGGCUUCAAUCCAACUUGAAAGAUGGAGCAGAGACAGCUCAUGUCCUUUUCAAAGCAGGCAAGGGGUGGGAUGGUUACUUCACAACAGACAACAUUAUUGCACAUGCCAAUCUUGUAAUGGAUAUCCUGGAAAAACAUUUCCCCAAUGAUGAUCAUAUUCUCAUAUUUGACAAUAUGACAACUCACAUGAAACAUCCAGAUGAUGCACCCACUGCUUGUGACAUGACAAAAAAUCCCUCAAAGACAUGGGGUGCUGUUGUCACUGUUAAGGACACUUGUGGCAAUGUUAUGCACAACACAGAAGGAAAGCUGCUGAAAACAAAAGUUUGCCUCACUGAUACACAUCUCACUAAUGGCUCACCACAGUCUUUCUGCUUUCCAGAAGGCCAUGAUAAAGCAGGUUGGUUUAAGGGCAUGGUGCAGAUCCUUUGA